UGUACGCUACAUGUCCUGUCCUGUCCGCAUCAUCUGCCAAAUGUCAAUGACUCCUGCAACAUUCAUUUCCAGUCGAUUUUGAAGGUUGUUUAGUGUAUGUCUUUAAUUUUAUUAAAAAUGCGUGGGUUCACCUCAGCGAUCAUUUUGUUCCGCCAGUUUAACCAAGGAAUAAAUCGUUCCAAACUAACAGAGUGUUUACCACGAUAUUCCCGAGGCUAUGCUGUAAUUCCUCCUCCUCGGAACAGCGAGGAGAAAGCGUUGCUAGCUGCAAUGUUGCGAGUUGACCACGCAGGUGAAUAUGGUGCAAAUCGCAUAUAUGCUGGGCAGAUGGCAGUAUUAGGAAGGACUCAAUCCGGGCCGCUUAUUCAGCACAUGUGGGAUCAAGAGAAAAAACAUCUACAAAAAUUUAAUGAAAUCUUGGGUGAGAACCGGGUGCGGCCAACAGCACUACUCCCUAUCUGGAAUGUUGCUGGCUUCAUGCUUGGGGCUUCUACUGCGCUGCUGGGAAAGGCGGGGGCCAUGGCCUGCACUGUGGCUGUGGAGGAGAGCAUCUCCGAGCACUACAACAGCCAGAUCAGGGCUCUCAUGGAGCUAGACCCCGAGGGGUACAGAGGGCUUUUACAGAUAAUUAAGGAGUUUCGUGAUGAAGAAAUGGAACAUCAUGACACUGGUCUGGACCAGGAGGCAGAAUCUUUACCCGGAUACCAACUUUUGAAGACUGCAAUACAAAUUGGGUGUAAAGCAGCAAUAUAUCUUUCGGAGCGCAUCUAGGACCUUGGCAUUUCACUGAGUAUCAGCGUGAGGAUGCCUCUGUGGGAUGGCCGUGGCUGCGCGUGUUGGGUAGUGGAGCCCUGGGGAGGUGAAUGGAUGUCGGGAUGAAAGGGGCCGCUGCCCAAACGUCCAGAGCGGCUGCAGCUGAUGGAUUGAGCUGUAAGCCCCGCAUGUCCCUGGAGGCAGGGCAACUGGCUUACAAGUGUGCGCUAUUUUCCUCAGGAUGAAGUCACACCAUGUUUUUUUAACUCCAAGGGUUAUAUGUCAGACCAGACCCUAAAAGCUUGCAAGCAGUAAGUGUGUGUGUGUGUGUGUGUGUGUGUGUGUGUGUGUGUGUGUGAUUGUGUGCGUGUGUAUUUGAGUGCUCCAGUUGCCUGAAAUAGUUCUGUCACCCCUUAGAUGGUCAAAACUACUAAAAUGAAUGAAGGGUCCCCUCUAAGGAGCACUCCAGUGACUAUGCAUACUUUUAGAAAAAAAGUCAUAGCCCAGGACUUUCACCUAAAAGAUGAUUUAAAGUGUCUUGUAUAACCAGUCAUAAUUUGACACCCCUUCUGAUGUGGAGAACUGACACAUGAAUUGGUUUAUGUGACAUUUAAAUCACUUUUACUUGCACAAGUUAUAUAUGCUGAGGUGUAAUGAUAUGACUGAAUGUUGUAUGUAUCAUAUUAAUAAACAGUGACUCAUUGUCCUCAUAAA
Messenger RNA from Alosa sapidissima (American shad), 1467 nucleotides. It is a transcript of the gene coq7, whose product is annotated as coenzyme Q7 homolog, ubiquinone (yeast). Lineage: Eukaryota; Metazoa; Chordata; Actinopteri; Clupeiformes; Clupeidae. Gene Ontology annotation, cellular component: nucleus; mitochondrial inner membrane. The coding region runs from base 97 to 771 and encodes 224 amino acids. The transcript is spliced from 7 exons. Gene Ontology annotation, molecular function: 3-demethoxyubiquinol 3-hydroxylase activity. The record is from RefSeq and is a predicted model, not a curated record. Gene Ontology annotation, biological process: ubiquinone biosynthetic process; determination of adult lifespan; regulation of gene expression.